This is a messenger RNA of Truncatella angustata, 1029 nucleotides long. RefSeq names its product HAD-like domain-containing protein. The record is from RefSeq and is a predicted model, not a curated record. The transcript is spliced from 3 exons. NCBI's taxonomy places the organism in Eukaryota, Fungi, Ascomycota, Sordariomycetes, Amphisphaeriales, Sporocadaceae. Bases 1 to 1029 code for a protein of 342 amino acids. Gene Ontology annotation, molecular function: acireductone synthase activity; magnesium ion binding.
AUGGCUGCCUCAUCCGAUGUCCAGGUUGUGCUUCUCGAUAUUGAAGGAACUGUCUGUGAGAUUAGUUUCGUCCGGGAUGUUCUGUUUCCUUACGCAUUGAGGGUCCUCCCAGAGAUUGUCAAGACACAAUGGGAUCACCCGAAAUUCAAGGAGUAUCGCAACUUUUUCCCUGUUGAAUACAAAGAUAAUCAAGACGCUUUUCAAGCUCAUGUGGUUGAUCUCGUGAGUCGCGAUGUCAAGAUCUCUUAUUUGAAGAAUCUUCAGGGGUAUCUCUGGGAAGAAGGCUACAGGUCAGGAGAGAUCAGGGCGCCUCUCUUUGCUGAUGUGCCUGGCAUGUUAUACAAAUGGCACGGGAAGAAGAUCAAGCUCAUGAUAUAUUCCUCGGGGUCUGUGCCGGCUCAGAAGCUGCUUUUUAAGCACACCAAUGCCGAAAACUCUUCAGAUCUGACAUUUCUGAUAUCAGACUGGUUUGAUACAGUCAAUGCCGGGCUUAAGACGGAACCGUCCAGUUACGAAAAGAUUGCAAGCAAGCAUCCCGAGUAUACACCUAACCAGUUCCUUUUCCUAAGCGACAAUGUGAAGGAGGUGGAGGCUGCUAUCGAGGCUGGCAUGCGCUCAGUCGUCGUGCAACGGCCCGGCAAUGCGGAACUAGCCUCUGAGGUCUACGACAAGCACGACGUUGUGGAAACUUUCGAGUCUAUCGAAGACGACUUCGCCAUCAGGAGACUACACGCGCUGGGCAAAAGAACAGCUGAUGAGGCUGCCAUAGAGGCUACCGAAACAGCUCACUUGCAACCGGCUGAAGCAUCCGGAGACAAUGCCCCUGACUCGAAGCGGCUCAAAACUUUGGGAAAUGGAGAGGUCGGUGCAAAGGGCGUUACCAAGACCGAAAAGCCAUCCAACGGCACCGAUGAAACGGAGGAGGAACCAUCGCGUAUGGAUCACCUACUUGCUCAGGCCGUCGGUGAAGCGCCCCCCACGCCUCAGGAGCCACCUGCUCCCAAGGGAUCGCCAAGAGUUGUGGAAUGA